This is a messenger RNA of Ostreococcus tauri, 855 nucleotides long. RefSeq names its product Protein of unknown function DUF3727. Lineage: Eukaryota; Viridiplantae; Chlorophyta; Mamiellophyceae; Mamiellales; Bathycoccaceae. Bases 1 to 855 code for a protein of 284 amino acids. The record is from RefSeq and is a predicted model, not a curated record. The transcript has a single exon.
AUGUCGGCGGCGGCGCGACCGCGCGUCUGCAUCGCUCGAUGCUCGACCUCGUCGUCGCGCGCGGCGAACGAACGCGCGCGCGAGCGACGACCGACGAACCGCCGGGCGCGACUCGACGCCGGAGACGCGGUGAAGCAGAAACAAGCGAUCACGGAGGUUGUUCGAAAAGCGCGCGGGGGGCCGGCGAGCGGCGCGGGACGCGGACGGGACGCGCCGAGCGCGAACGCGAAGACGAAGAAAGGGCCGAGCGGGAUGGUGCGGUCGUACGAGAAUGCGGAGGUGGCGCCGGCGAUGCCGUUGGUGGAAGUGCUCGAACCGGAGACGAAUCGACGGUUGUUGUGCAUGUUAAGACGGAGGUUUACGUUGGCGAACGGCGAGGAGCGGUGCGUGGUGCUCCCGGUGGACACCCCUAUCGACGUCCUGCGAGGCGAGGGCUUGGACGAGAGCGAAGAUUUAAGCGAUAUCGGGGACGAUGAGCUGGUGCAAAUUUUGCCGGACAUGAACCGCGCGUUGGCGAUGCGCGGGUUUUUGUUACAGCGAAGCGCGUUUUGCAUGACAGUCCGAGGGGCGGUUCGCAUGAACGACGAAGACGCGCUCGAAAUGGACACCGGUGGGGACGAACCGAACGAAGGCGUGGAGGUGUGCACGUUUACGAGCGGUUCGUCGCGAUAUCUCGUCUACGCCCCUUUGAACCCGGUGCUGUUGAUCACGAACGAAGAUCCCGAGUCCAAGCUUCACGAGGUGUGCUUUGACGACGACGACGUCGACGAGCGCACGCUCCAGGCUAACCUCGACGCCGAGUACGAGAUGCUGAGCGAACCCGAGGACGAACUCUUCGCCGACUUGGCCGAUUAA